AUGGAGCUCCAGCGCGCUGUCCUUCUGGCGGGUCUCCUGGUGGAAGUUGCUAGCAAAUCCUCAGAAAGUGUGGGCCAGCAGCCUGAAUGUUGUGUGGACUUGGUGGAUGUCAACGCCACCUGCCAGAGCACAAGCCCGUGUGGCCCAGGCUGCUACAGGCACCGGAACGAAGACGGCAGUAUCAGCUGCGUCCGAUGCAGAAAUGGCACCUACCACGGCUCCGAAUGCAGAGGCCCCGCUGGCUGGGGCACGCACUUCCCGGUGAACAGGAGCACAGGGACACCGGGGCGGCCUGAUUUCGGGGGCCCUCAAGUGGCAGCCUCUCUCUUCCUGGGGACAUUCUUCAUCAGCUCUGGCCUCAUCCUCUCCGUGGCUGGGUUCUUCUAUCUGAAGCGAACCAGUAAACUCCCCAAGGUCUUCUACGGAAGAAACAAAGCCCCUGCCCUGCAGCCUGGCGAAGCUGCUGCUAUGAUUCCCCCGCCACAGUCCUCAGUGCGGAAGCCGCGCUAUGUCAGACGCGAGCGGCCUUUGGACAGGGACACAGGCCCCACUGCCAUCUCCUCGGUGGAGGCCCGGGUCAGCAACGUCUGA
Molecule: messenger RNA, 591 nt
Organism: Puma concolor (puma)
Lineage: Eukaryota; Metazoa; Chordata; Mammalia; Carnivora; Felidae
Source: RefSeq, a predicted model, not a curated record